GAACACUUGCACAUAAUUAACAGGUGGUCUUCACUGCAGAUUUGCACACAGCCCUGUGUACUAGCACAUGCACAUGUCAUAAACAUAGACUCUGGUUGCCGGGACUCCUCUGCCUAUCUGACUGACAAACAAGAAGAAGAAACAAGAAGAUGCUCUGGCUGAGUCUCCUGACUCUUCUGGUGCCCGGCCAGGUUCCUGUAAUGGGUUUGCCUUUCCACGCCCCAGAUCCUUCUACACCAUGCCAUGCUGGGCCAUCUGAGGCUGACCAGGAGUUUGCAGAGGAGUAUCUACGGCACUUCUAUGGCUACCAGCUUAAGUCGGAGAGACAGAGGAGGAGUGUGGACUCAGGCGGAGAUGCUGAUUGGAGGACUGGACUCUGCGAUAAGCUCCAGAACAUGCAACGCUUCUUUGGGUUACCUCCAAGUGGACAGUUGACCCAAGAGACUGUGGCGGUCAUGAAGAAGCCACGCUGUGGUCUGUCAGAUGUGGAGCGAUUUGAAGACACAAUACGAUGGAGGAGGAGAACCCUCAGCUACAGGAUCACUGGCUCCAACCUUCCCAUCUCUGCCUCCAAACUUCACAAAGUCUUCAGGGCAGCAUGGAAACUCUGGUCCAGCGUUGCACCGAUGAAAUUCCGCAAGCGGAGGAGGAGAGAGGCUGACAUCGUCAUCUCUUUCCACAACGGCGAUCAUAAGGACGGCUCACCGUUUGAUGGCAAAGGAGGAAUCCUGGCUCAUGCCUUUCUACCUGGGUCUGGAGUUGGAGGAGAUGUUCACUUUGAUGCUGAAGAAGCCUGGAGCUUUAAUUCUACUGGUUAUAACUUAUUUGCUGUGGCAGCCCAUGAGUUUGGCCACGCACUUGGCCUGCCCCACUCAUCCGACCCUGGAGCCAUCAUGUACCCCGCGUACAUCUUUGACCCCAGUUAUGAGCUGCGGCUCUCCUUCCGUGACGUCAAAGACAUCCAACGUCUGUAUGGUGUUAGCACCAAUUUUGCUUCACUGUUCUCAAAAACGCCUCCUCCAAGAACGCCGGACAAAUGUGAUCCGGAUUUGUCAUUCGAUGCUGUAACAGAAUUACAACAGGAGGUGCUGUUUUUCAAAGACAGAUUCAUGUGGCGCAAACAUCCUCAGUUUGAUGAAACUGGAAUCACUCUGAUAAACAGUCUCUGGCCAGACAGUGCUCCUCCCUCCCUGGAUGCUGCCUAUCAGAAUGUGCGAGAAAACCUGAUUGUGUUUUUUAAAGGACAUCAGUACUGGCUGCUGAGGCAGCAAGUCCUUGAGGAAGGUUUUCCCAGAAACAUCUCAGACCUGGGUUUCCCCUCCAGAGUAAAAUCUGUUGAUGCUGCUCUUCAUUUCAGAACUGACUCCUACACUGUGUUCUUCACAGGCCACGAGUGUUGGAAGUACAAUGAGCAGCAGAAGAUGAUGGAGGAGUCACCGGCUCUCAUAGAGCAGAUGUGGCCGGGGAUUCCAGCUCCGAUAGACGCUGCUGUCUUCUAUGAUGGAUUUGUGCACUUCUUCCAGGGAAACAUCCACUACAAAUAUGACUCCAACUCUAGACACGUCAUCUCCACCAGCGCCGCUAAUGAAGUGUUGGAUGCUAGAUUCAUUUUUAUAUACAACUUUGUUACACUAUGUAACAAAUACAUUGUUUUAUCAUUAAUUCAGUGUCUGUUUUGGGGAAUUUUUUCUGGUGGGAGAGCAAUCAAAGCCUCACUUCCUCUGUUGCCCAUAAAAGGCUUUACUGAGUCACUGACUCCUUCAGGUAGUUGCUCAACACUGCCAAUCCCCAGCCUUUAUAACGGCAGCCUGCAGCCCAGUAAAGUCACAGUCAACGACAACAUGAAGACUCUCAACCUGAGCAUUCUACUAAGCCUGGCAGUCGCAGUUUACUGUGUGCCAAUAUCAUACUUUACUGAGAAGGAUGAGAGUUUUGCAGAGAACUACCUGAAGAAGUUUUUCAACCUGACAGAGGAAAGUGGGCCAACCUUUAGACGAGGGAUCAGCCCUGUGAGCGAGAAGCUCUCUGAGAUGCAGAAGUUCUAUGGUCUCCCGGUCACUGGGACGCUGAACACUGACACCAUUGCCCUGAUGAAGAAGCCCCGCUGUGGCAUUCCAGACAUCAAGGUCGCUCGUUUCUCCACAUUUGGAGACCACAAGUGGCAGACGAACAGCCUUACCUACAGGAUUGAGAACUACACGCCUGACAUGUCCAGGUCAGAGGUGGACGAAUCCAUCGAGAAAGCGCUGCAGGUCUGGGCCAAAGUCAGUCCGCUGAGGUUCACACGCAUCUACAGUGGCACCGCUGACAUCAUGAUCUCCUUCGGGGCCGGAUCACAUGGAGAUGGUUACCCCUUUGAUGGCCCUGAUGGCACUCUGGCUCAUGCCUUCGCUCCAUCUAAUGGCAUCGGAGGAGAUGCUCAUUUUGAUGAGGAUGAGACCUUCACCUUUCGCUCCAACGAAGGCUACGUCCUCUUCAUGGUUGCAGCCCAUGAAUUCGGUCACUCCCUGGGCUUGUCUCACUCUGAUGACCCUGGUGCUCUCAUGUAUCCCGUGUACACAUACAGAAACCCUGAAACCUUUGUUCUGCCCCGGGACGAUGUCAACGGCAUCCAGUCUCUCUAUGGCCCCGGUGACAAGAACCCUAACCCUGAACCACCAGCCCCCACCACCCCUGAUGCCUGUGAUUCCUCCAUGGUCUUGGAUGCUGUUGCCAGCCUGAGAGGAGAGAUGAUCUUCUUCAAGGACAGCUUCUUCUGGCGCAUCUACCCUCAGAGCUACACGCCUCAGCAGAGUCUCAUCACAAACUUCUGGCCUGACGCACCCACCGACGUUGACGCCGCUUAUGAGAACCAGCAAUCAGACAGGCUCAUGCUCUUUAAAGAUCGCCAAGUGUGGGCCUACAACGCUUACACUCUGGAAACUGGAUAUCCAAAGUCCAUCUCCAGUUUCGGUCUGCCUGAAUCCGUGACGAAAAUCAAUGCUGCUUUCUAUGACGUGCACUCCGGCAAGACUUUCUUCUUUGUUGGCAACAAGUACUACAGGUAUGAUGAGGCCCUUGAGACUAUGGAUAAGGGAUUCCCCAAACGUGUUGAUCAGACCUUUAACGGAUUGAACGGCAUGGUGACGGCGGCUCAACAGUUCAGAGGUUUUACUUACAUCUACAGUGGAACUGACAUGUAUGAAUACAGCCUGAGGAGUGGGAGGUUGUUCCGCGUGCUCAGGAACAGCUACUUCUUGCCCUGCACUAAGUACUAGACCGGCUCAGUUAGCAAGCUUAAUGUAGCUUGUAGCUUAAUGAAGGCACCAAAGUAUCAUUAUUUUUUUUAGUGUAUAAUUAUAAUGUUACACAGUUACGGGUAUACUGGCGUUAUGCCUAUCCUGCGAAAGCACCUUAAAAGCACCUUACAUGUUGUUGUUUUUUUGUUUGUUUGUUUUGACAUUCUGUAAUGAUCAUUGUGAUCAUUUGGUUAUUUUGCUGAAGUUAAUUUAACUUUUUUUUUAUUUUAUUGAUGUAAUAUUCAGUCUUAAUUAAUUAUUUCUGUUGCUGUUUUUGUUGCUCGUUUUAAUUUUGUGUUUGAUGAAGAUUAACUUAAUCCAGUGGCUCUUAAACUCUUCAUUGAGCUCUUGAAGUAACAUUAUCGCCAACGUUUAAAUUACAGUGAUUACAAAUUCUUCGCUCCCCUCCGAUCACAUACCCUGGUCUAUACAGUAGAACUGUAUUUCUGUAUUUCCUAUAAGAAGCUUGCGUACCACUGGUGGUACAUGCACGGUUUGAAAACCAUGGACUUAAUCUAUAUUUGCCAUUUGUUUACAAAAAUGUAACACAGUAAGGAGACUGUGGAGUAUUUAUUGUCAAAAUAAAAGCCGUUCAAACCCA
Solea solea (common sole) is the source of this 3879-nucleotide messenger RNA. RefSeq lists its product as uncharacterized. The record is from RefSeq and is a predicted model, not a curated record. The coding region runs from base 150 to 3257 and encodes 1035 amino acids. Gene Ontology annotation, molecular function: zinc ion binding; metalloendopeptidase activity. Gene Ontology annotation, cellular component: extracellular matrix. NCBI's taxonomy places the organism in Eukaryota, Metazoa, Chordata, Actinopteri, Pleuronectiformes, Soleidae. The transcript is spliced from 20 exons. Gene Ontology annotation, biological process: collagen catabolic process; proteolysis; extracellular matrix organization.